AUGUCCACACCGACGAAGAGCCGUUUCACGGAGGACGAAGACAUCCUUCUUCUCCGUGAGAUCAAUGGACGCCUGCCCUUCAUGGCCAAACGUGGACAGGUCAUGGUGCGCUGGUCUGCUGUAGCAGAAGCCGUUCAAAGCCAAGACGGAUUCGACCGCCCGGGCUUCGAUGGCAAGAGAGCCCAAAACCGCUUCACUCUGCUCCUCGAAGGACACCGACACAAAGACGAAGAAGGAAAGCGCGCGUCUGGCACCGACGAGGGUUACGGUGAGAAGUUCCAGCUCCUGGACGACUUAUUGUCUGCGUUUGACGACUGGAAAAACGAAGAGAAGGUGCGGCUGGAGGAAGUGCAGCAGGAAGCAGACCGGGUGGAUGCCAUGGCCGCGACAAUCCGCGACGAGGCCAUGAAAUCGCUGGGAAAGCUGGCGUGGCAGUGA
This is a messenger RNA of Aphanomyces astaci, 438 nucleotides long. RefSeq lists its product as hypothetical. The transcript has 2 exons. The record is from RefSeq and is a predicted model, not a curated record. NCBI's taxonomy places the organism in Eukaryota, Oomycota, Saprolegniomycetes, Saprolegniales, Verrucalvaceae. Bases 1 to 438 code for a protein of 145 amino acids.